Brassica oleracea var. oleracea is the source of this 944-nucleotide messenger RNA. RefSeq lists its product as uncharacterized. The coding region runs from base 56 to 799 and encodes 247 amino acids. Lineage: Eukaryota; Viridiplantae; Streptophyta; Magnoliopsida; Brassicales; Brassicaceae. Gene Ontology annotation, cellular component: chloroplast envelope. The record is from RefSeq and is a predicted model, not a curated record. The transcript is spliced from 4 exons.
UCAUUUGCUUCCGUAAAGGACUUUACUUUUCAGCCGACCAAACCAAGAAGAAGCAAUGCCACUGUCACUGGUUCAAGCAGCUUCAGUGUCCUACUUGAGAUCCCACUCAACGGCUCCUACUCUCUUCAAGCCUUCCUCUGCUUUACUUCUUAAAAAGUCAAUCUUUCCUGAUUCCAAGUUAACAACUUUCCAACGGAUCUUUCGUUCCACGAAUAAAGCCUCAAACGGGUCUGCUCGUGCUUCCUUGCUCGAGACCCCUGUCUUAUGGGCUGGUCGAGUUUGUGUCUUUUACGCGCUUGUCAAAGCUGGUUUAGCUGGAUCCAAGUCUAACCCCAUCGUUUCUGGGUUGGAAAGUGGUGGUGUUGAUGUUGAAGAUGAUGGUGCGGAUCUUGGUUUCUCAAAGUGGAUUCAGAACAUUAAGGGCAAACCAGAAAAGGAUGCAGCUGAUAAGAGGAAGCUGGUGAGCAAAUGGCACCCAACGACAAAGGGAACGCUUAGAAGGAACUACAGGGUACCUUCCAAAGGCGAAGGAAACCGUCUUCUCAAAGCCAUUGCAUCUCUUCUCUCAGAUGAUGACCACUUUAGGGAUGCAACAUCUCACAAGGGUUGUCAAAUACGGCGGGAGAGUGCGCAUGGUCAAAGCGUAUGUUGCAACAACGUGAGAGCUCUGUUUGAUGAGUUACCAACUCCACAUUUGGUGGUUGAGAUCACACCUUUUCCAGCCGGUCCGCUUACAGAGAAUGAUUACCUUAAGGCCGAGAAGCUGGAAAAGGUUCUUAGGUUAGGCCCCAACGUUUGAACCCAUCUGGUACUCAGAGAGAGUGUUCCACUAUGUGUCUAAUUCCAAAAUCUGUACAUACUCUGCCAUCUUUUGACGCUAUCAAACUAUUAGCCUCUCGUCAAGCACAUAUAACUAUCAUUAUCAUGAUUACAAGAUCAUUUUA